AUAAGAGGAGCGGCAUGCAGUCAUCCAAAUCAUGCACUACAUGAGCCGUCCCGGUUUCUUAAACAACUUCUCAUCACUUUCCAUCGUACCUAGCGCUUGACACCAUCUAACUGUCACUGAAACAUUCAACGCGUAUUUUGAGACUCGUUCUCUCUUGGAACCAGUCGAAAUAAGUAGUACAUACUAUGGCACAGCGGAGAGCAUCUAUUCCAAGACCAACCCGCGGACAAAGCCCAACAAUUGCUGAUGUCCCUACUGCAGAGGUAGAGAAGUGGGUCUCGCAGUGGGCACAUGUAUUGGCUAAGGAUUUGAUCGAUGUGCGCGUAGUUGAAGUAGAUGCAGACAUGUCCGUCGAGGACGCAUGCGAUCUCCUUCUGCAAGAAGAAAUCCCGUGUCUCGCUGUCCGCACACUUCCGGAUUCGACUCGCACAGGUCCAUCUUAUCUUGGACUUUUUGACUUUUCAGAUGUGAACGCAUUCCUCACGCUCGCCGCGACACGGCACACCAUCUCACUCGCAGAGCUUCGUGCUAACUCGCGCGCCGAUCAGAUUAUGAGUGCUGCACGAGAAGGACGUGUACCUGUGCACCUUGUUAGCAAUCUCUCAGAAAAGAAUUACCUAGAGACUCUUCCGAACGAUGCCAGCCUUAUUUCGCUGCUUGGAGUGUUUGCGAAGGGGACGCAUAGGGUGCUUGUCGAAGCCGCCCCACCCACCGCUCCUGCAGAGUCUGAUACUGCUCCGGAGGCGACAAGAACACAGACUACCUACCUUGGUGCAGUCUCCGACCGUGCCGUGCUGGCGUACUUCGUCAAUUUUGCCAUGCAAUCGGACACUGUUGUACACCCUCACUCUCCCAUGCAGCACCCGCAUUCUCCUCGGCUGCCAGCUUCAGUGCAAUCUUCCAUCCAAAUUUCCCAGCCUUCUCAGUCUCCCAAGCCUGUAUCAGCCUUAACAGCUUCCCGCCCCACUGCUCCGCUCCAACCCCAGCCCCAGCCCUCUUCCACUCUCACAUUUGCAAGGCUCCUCUCGUGCCCCCUAUACUUACUUGCUCUCCCGUCGCUUCAAAUGUACACAUCUGUAAUAGCUGCUACCAGCUCAUCUACAGUACUUGACGCGAUGCGCCUGAUGAGCGACGGUGGUGUGAGUAGCGUAGCUGUUGUCGAUGAUGGCGGAGGAGGAUACGGAGCUGGAUACGGGUCCUGGGGUGGGCUGACUGGAGCAGUGAGUGUUACUGAUAUCGGAAAGCUCGUCGUUCCUUCGGAGUCCAACCACAUUCUCUCCGCGCCUUUACACCAGUUCGUCGCGCAGAUCAAGGAGCCAGGCGGAAGCACGGAUGGAGCAGACCGGUAUCCUGUAUAUGUCGUCCUCCCCACCAGCACACUCUCAUAUACAAUUCAGAAACUGCUUGCGACCAAUUCGCACCGACUCUUCGUAAUUGACCCGGAUUUCGAGCCCAGCUCAUCUCCAGGCUCACCCAUGGGCGGCGGACUGUGCGGAAUUGUUAGCGUUGUUGACAUUCUUUCUUUUUUCGCACGUAUCGCCAACCUUCCAAAUGUUGAUCCUACGCAACGCAUGCGGCACCGACGUGCCUCAUCUUCAUCUUCGUCUUCACACUCGUCUCGGGCAGUGUUUGUGCGGGACUUGUCACGGUCGCUCACACAAACACGAGAUCUCUCGCAAUCCAGCAGAGAUUUCGCGCGCUCAAGAUCGAGUAGCAAGACGAGCAUACGUCUCAGCCAAAGCCCGCGAGUCAUCCCAACUGUAGAUGUUGGCAGUCCGCGCUCCAUUCCAAGUUUGGGGCUAGGGGAUGUCAGGGAGAGUCCGCGGAUGAUGCCGACGCUUGGUGCUGGUGACAGAAACUCGUGGAUGGGUUUAGAUUUUGGGGAGCUCGUGGGACAGUGGGAGUGAUUGUGAGGUCUUCUAUUUUGCUUUUGCUUUUCGUGCGUUAUUCGAUGAUUUCCGGCAAUAACUUAGGGUUCGCUUGCCAUGCUUUUUGUACACAAAGAUAAUUGUCGACAGGGAUGUAUGUAGGUUUUUAGAGUGAUUUCAAGCACCAGUAUUGACUGCUGGACUGCACUACAAGGCUUGUAAAUACUACUGAAGCUAAUCAACGAUCAACUCAACGGGCACAUGGUCUUGA
Messenger RNA from Suillus fuscotomentosus, 2139 nucleotides. RefSeq lists its product as uncharacterized. NCBI's taxonomy places the organism in Eukaryota, Fungi, Basidiomycota, Agaricomycetes, Boletales, Suillaceae. The coding region runs from base 186 to 1907 and encodes 573 amino acids. The transcript has 10 exons. The record is from RefSeq and is a predicted model, not a curated record. Gene Ontology annotation, molecular function: protein serine/threonine phosphatase inhibitor activity.